CGCAAAGCGUGAUGUGGACGCGCUGCGAGUUAGGGUUAACGAGCGUCAACCAUUCCAUCCACUCCUUCCACUCCCCACAGCAGCGGCUUUUCCAGCUGCUGAUAGGCCUGGGAACGAGGGCACAGCAGUGUGUCGAGCGCUAAAAGGUCCUCUUUCGAAGUUCUGAAAUGGCUGCUCGCUCGAAAGCCGUCUCGGAAGCUCAGUCUUCGUUACAAGAUCAGUUCUGCCCUUUUAGCUUCAGCUCCAUCCCUGUUCUGCAGGCUCUACCCACAAACCCAAAGACCCUCCAAUCUACUUUCCAGAGGUAUGGCGCUCAACUAGCCGCCAGAGUUUCUACAGACGAGGACGAAGCAGCUUCGCAAGCGGAAUAUGCAAAUACCCUCAUAAUACACGCAGGCUCUCGGUAUCUGCGUAUCGGCCGUGCAUCCGAUACAUUUCCGAAGGAAGUGCCGCACGUCAUACUCCGGAAGGUGGAUGCUGAGCAGGGAAAACUUUCAACUUCCUCCUCCCGUGGACGGUUCGGGAGCCCUCUGAAAGAACAAGCGGAGCCGUAUUCACAGCUCCAGGAUGAUCUGAACGAGCGGUUACGAGAGAAAAAGGUUCGCGUUGUGACGAAUGCACGAGCGCAGGUGCUUGCAUUCAACGCGCAGGCGGAGCCUCAGGCGAUUGCAGACCAUAAUGAUCCAUAUAGGAUUGAGUGGUCGCAAGUACCGGACGGCAUCGGCCACGCCGUGGGUCUCAAGGCUCUACAUGUAGCAACCCUGCCAAAGCUCAACCAUGAAGAUGGAGACCGGUCCUAUCGACGAUUGUAUCCCAUCCAGCAUGGGAUACUCAAUAUAUCAGAUUACUCAUCCGCGAGGCAGUGCCUGGCGGACAUGAGAGUGAUAUGGACAGAGAGCAUUGAGAAGGAGCUGGACAUUUCCCGGGAUGCAUUUGGAAGCUUCAACGUAGUUUGGAUCGUUCCGAAUCUGUUCAACAAAGUCCAUGUCCGAGAAACCAUUGAGAUGCUGUUGAAUGACAUGGGUUUCAUGGCUGUUGCCCUUCUACAGGAAUCCGUAGCUGCGUCGUAUGGAGCAGGAAUCACCUCAGCGUGCGUGGUGGACAUUGGGGCACAAAAGAUAAGCAUUGCAUGCGUUGAGGAUGGCAUGUGUGUCGGCAAAACGAGACUCCAGUUGAUGUAUGGAAGUGACGAUGUAUCCGCGUUACUCAUGAAGCUCCUAUUGGGGAGCGGAUUUCCGUACAAGAGUUUUGAUGCUGGACAGCAUGCCCAUGACUGGGUUUUGGCGGACGAGUUAAAGGAAAAGCUUUGCACCUUCGAAGAAUCCCAGCUUAUUGUAAAUCUGUGUGACUUCUAUGUCCGGGCCCCGAAUCAGCCGACACUGUCAUAUAGGAUGAAAGUGUAUGAUGAAGUAGGGGUCGCUCCCUUGCUUCUGCUGAACCCGCAAGCGAUUGACUUCGAGGAGAAGCUGAAGUCCAUGGCCCUCGGUCAAAACUAUCUGGAUGUUAAUGCUGAAGAUGAAACUCAUGAAGAAGAAGGGGGUGCCGCCAAAACCACAGCGCCGAUACAAACCGGUGGUCUCAAACGGACAAGGGAUGGAGUGCCGAAGGAAGAGUCAAACUUCAAGGCGUUCAAGGCUCCCUUGGGCGUUGGCAGCGAUGUCACAGAGGAUGGUCACUCGGACCUCGAUCCGCCGUCAACGGAUGCUGUCGAAACAUCAACACCAUCGUCAAAUAUGGAACAAAAACUACGAGAGAGCCAGCUAUUGGGAACGAUCUCACAAAUCACGUCUCCGCUAGACACAGCUAUCGCUCAAUCAAUGGCGCAUUUUGCUAGCACCUGCUCCGAUCUUCGAGUAACCGAGCUGGAAACGCGGCUCCGGAAGGUCGCAUCCGCUAUACUCCUGAUCGGCGGGGGAAGCCUGAUACCUGGGCUCGGCCCACUUCUUGAGGAGCGCCUUGCCAAGAAGUGUCAAGAACCUUGGUUCCGAGAAGCGUUACCGGGAGCAUCGACCUUGGCCAUCGCGCCACAAGUGAUGCAGAACCCAAGGGAGAUUGAUUCGCGAGUACUGGUGUGGACGGGGGGCGCGGUGUUUGGGAGGUUGGACAUGAUCAGUGAUUUGUGGCUUACGAAUAAGGAGUGGAAAGCGAGAGGGAUACCGGGCUUGUCGAACAAGUUGAUGUUCAUCUGGGAUUGAAGUAGAUGGGAGAUAGAGCCUAUGGGUCGUUUCCAUGGUCAUUUUUGUACAUGAAUCAUACACAUUUCUUGGACAUGCGAUGGCAUUUUGGGCCUGAC
Messenger RNA from Fimicolochytrium jonesii, 2293 nucleotides. RefSeq lists its product as uncharacterized. Gene Ontology annotation, biological process: double-strand break repair; regulation of DNA-templated transcription. Gene Ontology annotation, cellular component: Ino80 complex. The transcript has 7 exons. NCBI's taxonomy places the organism in Eukaryota, Fungi, Chytridiomycota, Chytridiomycetes, Spizellomycetales, Powellomycetaceae. The record is from RefSeq and is a predicted model, not a curated record. The coding region runs from base 168 to 2195 and encodes 675 amino acids.